AUGGCAACUCAAACGCAGCAGCCGCCUCACCUGCGCCUGGCCGAGCUCACCGCGGCGCAGUUCGUGGACAUCUGGAAGCAUUUUGACGCAGACGGAAACGGUUACAUCGAAGGGAAGGAGCUGGAGAACUUCUUCAAAGAGCUGGAGACCGCGAGACGAGGAGCGGGAGUGGAUCCCUCACACGCUGCGUUCAAAGAGAAGAUGAAGGAGUUCAUGGCCAACUUUGACAAGAAUGCUGAUGGGAGAAUCGAGAUGUCGGAGUUGGCUCAGAUUCUGCCCACAGAAGAAAACUUCCUGCUCUGUUUCAGAGAGUUUGUUGGAUCCAGCGCUGAAUUCAUGGCAGCCUGGCGGAGGUAUGACACCGACCGUAGUGGGUACAUCGAGUCCAACGAGCUGGAGGGUUUCCUGUCAGACCUGCUGAAGAAAGCGAACAGAAACUACGAUGCCAAGAAGCUCAAUGACUACACGCAGACUAUUCUGAGGAUGUUCGAUCUGAACGGCGACGGGAAGCUGGGCCUCUCCGAGAUGGCGAGGCUGCUGCCCGUCGAGGAAAAUUUCCUGCUGAAGUUCCAGGGCAUCCGACUCACCGUGAAAGAAUUCAACUCCCUCUUCGUCCUCUAUGAUAAGGAUGGUAACGGUUAUAUCGAUGAGCAGGAGCUGGAUGCUUUGCUGAAGGACCUCUGCGACAAGAACAAAAUGGACGUGGACUCGACAGGCCUGGUGGAUUACAAGAAGAGCAUCAUGGCUCUGUCUGACGGAGGGAAACUGUACCGCGCCGAGCUGGAGAUCGUCCUCUGCCGGGACUCCACGCUGUGACCUCCCUGCCUGGGACCCCGCCACCCUCCCCUGCUGCCUCCUGUCCUUCCUA
Stegastes partitus (bicolor damselfish) is the source of this 868-nucleotide messenger RNA. RefSeq names its product calretinin-like. Bases 1 to 816 code for a protein of 271 amino acids. The record is from RefSeq and is a predicted model, not a curated record. Gene Ontology annotation, cellular component: nucleus; terminal bouton; dendrite. The transcript has 11 exons. Gene Ontology annotation, molecular function: calcium ion binding. Gene Ontology annotation, biological process: regulation of long-term synaptic potentiation; regulation of presynaptic cytosolic calcium ion concentration. NCBI's taxonomy places the organism in Eukaryota, Metazoa, Chordata, Actinopteri, Pomacentridae.